Messenger RNA from Aphanomyces astaci, 1536 nucleotides. RefSeq lists its product as hypothetical. Bases 1 to 1536 code for a protein of 511 amino acids. NCBI's taxonomy places the organism in Eukaryota, Oomycota, Saprolegniomycetes, Saprolegniales, Verrucalvaceae. The transcript is spliced from 5 exons. The record is from RefSeq and is a predicted model, not a curated record. Gene Ontology annotation, molecular function: oxidoreductase activity, acting on paired donors, with incorporation or reduction of molecular oxygen; iron ion binding; heme binding.
AUGGUGCAAGUGGCUAUCUUUGCAACCCCCGCUUGGCCAUACCUUGUCGCAUCUGGAGCGAUGCUAGUUGCGGUGGCGUGUCUGGUUGGCUUGUACUACUUCGUCGUACUUCCCCUCGUCACUCCACUCAAGCGGUUGCCCGGCCCAGCGCCUACAAGUGUCAUCUUUGGGAAUGGGUGGGAGAUCUUUGAACGCGUGAGUAACUUCCCCGAGCCGUUCUUGUCCUGGAUGAAGCAUUACGGCGGGGCUGUCCACUACAGCAUUGCUUGUGAGCAUCGCAUCCAGCUGACGGACCCCACCGCCGUGCAGUAUGUCUUGGCGACCAAAGCCUCCAGCUUCCCCCGGCACCCCACCUUACGGCGAUUUUUCGCCGACUUUUUGUCUGGGGUGGGCUUGUUGAGCUCGGAAGGCGCUAAACACGAUUACCAUCGCAAAGUCCUGAAUCCUCACUUUAGUGGCAUCCAAAUCAAGACAUCCAUGGCCGUGAUCGUGGACCAGACCCUUCAAUUCUGUGCGUCCCAUCUCGAUUCUGCAGCCAUGUCACGUCGCCCCGCCAACAUGAACACAUUCUUUCAAGAACUCACGUUGAACAACAUUGGGCUGUCCUCGUUCGGGUACGACUUUCAAGAAAAUCCCGACGCCCUCAAAGCGUACGAAGCGCUUCAAACCAUGCCCAACAAGGUCCUCCUUGCAUGUUCCAUGUGCAUCCCGGGGUUCUCGCGGCUGCCGUUUCCGUGCUUUCGCCGACGAAAUCACGCCCGCACCACUUUGCUUCGCAUCAUGCAAGACAUCAUCACCACGAAGUUGUCGGAACACAAGGCAGCUGGAGCCCCGCGAGACUUGCUCGACCUGAUGUUGGACGCCGACACGUGUAGCCACGACGCCCUGGUCCACACCAUGACCCUCAUCUUUGCUGGACACGACACGACCACCGCCGCCCUUUGCUGGACAUUCUUCCGACUAGCUAGCCAACCCUCCAUGGCGGCGCUAGCCCGGAAUGAGUGCUUAGCCAUGCUCAAGCGACAUGGAUCGUUCGAAAACGGGGAAGCGCUGCAAGGCUUGUCAUUUACCACGGCGUGCAUCCAAGAAACCCUUCGGUUGCACCCCCCGGUUCCAUUUCUGGGGCGUCGCAUCGCUGCUCAAGACAUGGACGUCCCCAUGACCGACGGCUCUUCUAUCUUUGUUCCCAAGGGAACGUCCGUUUGUGUGUUGCACGCUGCGAUGCAUCGAGAUCCGACGUAUUGGAGCCAGCCUGAAGCCUUCGUUCCAGAACGAUUCAUUCCUGGAAUGGCACCGUUUGAGAUCGACCUCGGCCUCCGGCAAGGCCGUAGCCAUGCACUCCACUACAUGCCAUUCAGCAUUGGCGCCAAGAACUGCAUUGGUCAACGGUUUGCCAUGGCCGAGCUACAAGUCGUGGUCGCGACGCUGCUCUCGAGAUACGAAUUCGCCAUCACAGCAGACGCCGACUUCUCCAACAUGUUCAAUGGCGUUUCAGUGCAGCCUGCACAUUUAGAAUUGUCUGUGGUGUCGGUUUAA